GCAGCUUGCUUGCAGGUUCUAACGACAGAUCGCCGCGAACAGUCCACUCCGGGAAUUAACCGAAAAAAACUAAAAAAAAAAAAACAUUUUACUUUGAAAGAAAUGAGAUUUAUUCUUUAAUUUGCAUCUUUUUUGAAUGUAAAUUUUGUUGAAAAAAAAAUCUGUUUGCUAGACAGUGUACAAAGGCAUAUAGACAGAUUUUUACCAAAAGCGAAACAGCAAUAACAACUUCACAAUGGAAAGCUUACAAACAUUAGGGCCGCACUUUGCCGCACUGUCCAAUGGAUCAGUCACAGACAAGGUCACGCCCGAUAUGGCACACUUAAUCCACCCUUACUGGAAUCAAUUCCCAGCUAUGGAUCCCAUGUGGGCGAAAAUCCUCACGGCAUACAUGAUCCUAAUCGGUACGAUUUCAUGGUGUGGAAAUGGCGUGGUGAUUUACAUAUUCUCAACGACGAAAUCAUUACGUACACCCGCUAACCUGCUGGUCAUCAACUUAGCGCUCUCUGAUUUCGGUAUCAUGAUCACGAAUACGCCAAUGAUGGGUAUCAAUUUGUAUUUCGAAACUUGGGUAUUGGGUCCGGCUAUGUGCGAUCUGUAUGGCGGCUUGGGCUCAGCUUUUGGCUGCAGUUCCAUUUGGUCGAUGUGCAUGAUCUCUUUGGAUCGUUAUCAGGUCAUUGUGAAGGGUGUAGCUGGUCGACCAAUGACAAUUAAGUUGGCGUUAAUGAAAAUCGCUUUCAUCUGGGCAAUGGGUAGCAUUUGGACAUUGGCGCCAGUGUUCGGCUGGAGUCGGUAUGUGCCUGAGGGUAAUCUGACUUCAUGCGGUAUUGAUUAUUUGGAACGCGACUGGAAUCCACGAUCAUACUUGAUCUUCUACUCCAUCUUUGUCUACUAUCUCCCGCUCUUUUUGAUCUGCUACUCCUAUUGGUUCAUUAUUGCUGCUGUGUCCGCUCACGAGAAGGCCAUGCGAGAACAGGCCAAGAAAAUGAAUGUCAAAUCCCUGCGCUCUUCUGAGGAUGCCGAAAAGAGUGCUGAGGGCAAAUUGGCCAAAGUGGCGCUGGUCACCAUCUCUUUGUGGUUCAUGGCGUGGACACCAUACUUGGUCAUCAAUUGCAUGGGCCUGUUCAAAUUCGAGGGAUUGACCCCAUUAAAUACUAUCUGGGGUGCUUGCUUUGCCAAAUCGGCAGCUUGCUACAAUCCCAUCGUAUACGGUAUCAGCCAUCCCAAAUACCGUUUGGCAUUGAAAGAGAAAUGCCCAUGCUGCGUGUUCGGCAAGGUCGAUGAUGGCAAAUCCAGCGAUGCUCAAUCGCAGGCCACCACCAACGAAUCUGAAUCCAAAGCUUAAGCUCGUGGACUCAAUGUGCCGCAGUUAGCGAUGCAAUGACAGUAAAUAUAAAAA
This is a messenger RNA of Ceratitis capitata (Mediterranean fruit fly), 1399 nucleotides long. RefSeq names its product opsin Rh1 (gene ninaE). Gene Ontology annotation, cellular component: membrane. The record is from RefSeq and is a predicted model, not a curated record. Gene Ontology annotation, biological process: visual perception; phototransduction; G protein-coupled receptor signaling pathway. The coding region runs from base 236 to 1345 and encodes 369 amino acids. Lineage: Eukaryota; Metazoa; Arthropoda; Insecta; Diptera; Tephritidae. Gene Ontology annotation, molecular function: G protein-coupled receptor activity. The transcript is spliced from 6 exons.